Didymodactylos carnosus is the source of this 1431-nucleotide messenger RNA. NCBI's taxonomy places the organism in Eukaryota, Metazoa, Rotifera, Eurotatoria, Philodinida, Philodinidae. The record is from the annotation of a GenBank genome assembly.
AUGGUGACCGUGAGAACUCAACCAAGUGGAAGUGUGUGGCAGUUUGAGAAUGAAUGGAGUCUUGGAAACGGUAUUUGCGGUUGUUGUAACGAUCUUGGCACAUGCUGUUAUGCUUAUUGGUGUACACCAUGCUUUCUAUGCAAAUUACACAGCCGAACAAAUGAAUGUUUAUGUACAUGGUGUUUACUAGGAGGUAAUACGGCAUUGAGAACAAAAGUUAGAACUGGAUUUCGAAUAGAAGGUUCGAUUUGUGCACGUGUUCAUCUACUAAAAAUUAGUUGUCACCUAACAAAAAAAGAUGAUAGAAGUGGCACGGAAAUAUCAGCAGGUCUAUGGUUACCUGAACGUUUAGUAGGAAAAGCCGGACGUAUUGAAUGUUUUAUUCAACAUCGCCCUUUCGUAUGGAGUAGAACAUGUGCUGAUUGGUAUUCAAAUUUAAUAUCGGCAAAAUGGUUAUCGGUUUUGACGUUAGUAGUCGGCGUUUUCCUAUUUAGUUGGUUACUAUUUGCUAUUAUAUGGUAUCUAUUAGCGUUUUAUCACGGAGAUUUUCAAGAAAAAGCAUCAUUACAGAAUAAUCAUCGACCAUGUCUGGUUAACACUGGAAAUAGUUUUCUAGCAUUUUUUUUAUUUUCACUCGAAACACAACAUACAAUUGGUUAUGGUUAUCGUCAUAUUAAUGAUGAGUGUAAAGCAAGUGUAAUUCUACUUAUGAUUCAAUCGUGUGUCGGAGUUUUGAUUACAAUUUAUGUUGGUGGAAUUGUGUUUAACAAACUCGCACGACCAAAACAAUCAAUGAGAGUUUUAUCAUUUAGUGAACGUGCAGUGAUCGCACCGAGAGAUGGACAGCUCUGUUUCAUGUUUAAAAUCGGAAACAAUGUAGUUACUCAAUUGACACGUCCAGCUAUUCGUGUGAUCUAUUGUAAAUUACAGAAGACACCUUUAGGGGAUACAACAUCAAUGGAAAACUAUGAUAUGGCCAUAUUACCAUCGAAUACGAAUAUUAUGUUUAUUUGCCCAAUAGUCAUCGAACAUCGUAUUGACAAAAAAAGCCCAUUGUAUCCGAUCACUCCAACAAGAUUGUAUAAUUCUGAAUCAGAUUUAUUUGAAAUUGUUGUUAUUGUUGAAGGAACGAUGGAGUCAACGGGUGACGCGUGUCAAUAUCGUACAAGUUACAAAUCACGUGAAAUUUUGUGGGGUUUCCGUUUUAAACAAACAAAUUAUACAAUCGAAAAUAAUCGACUUAAAUUUAAUAUGUCAUCAUUUGAAGAAUUUGAGCCAGUCGUUAUGGAUAAAUAUAUUUGCAAAGGACCAAAAUUAUAUGCUCCAGAACUUUCAGCAAAAAGAGUCUAUCAGAGACGACGAACAGGUAGACGAGGUCUACGUGCAAAUCGCAUUCAAGAAAAAGAUGCACCUGCUAUCGUAAAUGCAUAA